Molecule: messenger RNA, 817 nt
Organism: Drosophila nasuta
Lineage: Eukaryota; Metazoa; Arthropoda; Insecta; Diptera; Drosophilidae
Exons: 1
Coding region: 162-539 (125 amino acids)
Source: RefSeq, a predicted model, not a curated record
UUGCAAAACAUAUCAGCUUUGACUCGUUUUUAGUUUUUUCUCUAAACAAUGCACAACUUGAAUUUUUCACUGUCGUCUACAUAAAUUCUCCAUUACUAUCGAAAACUACCAAUCGAGAGAAUUUUUGGUUUUUAAUUUUAGUUAGAAAAGAAUAAAAUAAAAUGUCUGGAACACGUUCACGCAUUAAUAUCUAUGUGCCGACGGUUAAUCGCUUUCCGGAAUUGCGUGUGAACGGAGGCGGAGGAUUUCGGGGACAUGAUGCAGUAACUGCAACAGUUGAAGGACUGCCAUCAUUGGCUGGUGCAAAGACGCAGACGACAACAACGAAGGAAGCAACGAUGAUGAUGAUGGCUGGCGAUGAGGCGGCAGCCGCUGCUGCUUUGGGGGAGGAGCUCGGUGUGGUGGGGGGCAGCGGACGUUCGCUGUAUGUUAUCGAUAGCCAGGGACGUCGAUUGGAGCAUGUGCGUUACCAGGGCGACGAUUAUCGUUAUGCUUUACGCGCUGCCAUCAAUGCCAUGCCCACAAAUUGGAAGGAGUAAUCUCCCCUCUCUCCCGAGCAAUCAAACCAAUCAGCAAGCCUUUUGGACCCGAAAGAAGAAUACUAUAAUAUGCAUAUGCAUGUGUGUGUAUAAAUUUGCAGUUUCAAUAAUCAUUCAACAUCCAUCAAAGGAUUCAGCCUCAGCUGUGCUGAUUUUAUAUCCUCACAAUAUUCCCAUAAUCCCUGACUACACACACACACACACACAUUUUCAUAUAUUAAAAAUUGGCACAAAAUUUCGCUCAGUUAAAAAAUGUAUCCUAUAGUUGUUGAAUCUAA